UAACAGUCGCAAGCCGGCGUGUUCGUGAACUGUACACACCAACCAUACAGCUUUCUGCUGCGUCACCGACCCUUGCGCCAGCGACCGCGACACACAAGCGCGACACCACCGCGACACCGCUAUCUGCUCUCGCAAACUGUCCACGCACUCGACAUUUGCAGUCGCCAGCGGUGUGUUGCCUGGAUCUCCAUUUUUGACAUCGCCUCCACAACAGCUGUUCUCCCAGACCCGCCAACAUGGCUCCCCCACAAGUGAAGCUCAACGAGAAGCCAGAACCUCAAGUCGUCGUCGACUCGCAGGGCGAAUUCACCGAGCCUGAAAAGCAGCCCCUGGCCUUCACAAUAGCUGCCCUCCAAAGUCGUUUCAACGACCUUGCCGACGAUCCUUUGGAUGAGAAGAAGAAGGAGGCAUUCCCCUCCGAUGUGACCGUUGAGACCAGCCGCAGUAACGGACCCUUACCUGUGCCUGCCGCCAACGGCGCAGACGCAGACGGACGUCACGUGGCCUGCUGCGUUACCUUGAGCAUCCUUAUGCUGGCCCUGCUGGCUGCCGGCACCAUCUGCCUGGUGUACAGGUUCAAAUUCAGGAAGGGCUGGAGCACCUUCUGCAGUGCCAAGGACAGUCGCAUUCCCGAGCACGUGAAGGUGGAUCACGCCAACCAGCUCAUCACAGUUCAGCCCCAGGAAGACGGCAGCGACGUGAUGAGGAUCAUCCACGACUACAACCGUCGCUUGAUUGCUUUCCUGAAUGCUACGGAGCAGACGUGCUACAUCGAUCGUCUGGAGGAAACUUUCUCUGAGGGAUACGCACGCUGGCAGGAAUAUGAGGACAAAGAGCACGAGCCACAUCGCACACUGCGCGUGGUGCAGCCCCCGAUGGAGGUGGAUGUGCUGCAGUACUUCGGCGGCGAGUACAUCGAGGGACACUGCAUCAAGGACGGCCAAGCCACUUCUUUCUACUGGGUCGUUGAAGUGCAAGAAACAGAGGUGGUCCAAGGGACCCGCUACAUCAAGGUGUAAGGAACCUUCGUCGCAAAACCCUCGCCGUUCUCGUUGUGUUAUUAACUUUUCACGUUACAAACUAUAACAUUCCUUUUAAACCCUUCAACCACGGAUCAAAAGAUUUUCAAAUGACUUUUCAAAUGUUAAACAGCCGCUGUAGCGGACUGUAGCCCCCCUUCCCUUUUGAAGUGUAAGCAGUUACCUUUCACAUAUCAGAUAAACUAUGCACUUUUAAUGACCCUGUCGAUGUACAGUUGUUUAAAAAUAUCUUUGACACACAAUCUAAAUGUGGCAGUGUAGUGAAGGCUGUUUUUUUCUAAUAAACAGUGGCCACACAUUCAUUUCUUGAUACUGAAACACAAGUUUAAUGUCACUGACUGUUGUGCACAUGUUUCUUUCUAAAGUUAUGUUUUAAGUUUUUAUUUUUACACCCAACUCUAUUUUUCCUUGCAAAAUGUGACCAACCUUUCUCUAGGAUCACGUCAUUUUCUUCAGAUCUUAGGAUACAAUACGAAUUGUUCAACUUUUCUGAAAUAACCAGACAGGACAGCUCAAGCGAACGUUUAUAUCUUAAAAUUCUUUGUUUUGCUUUGUUCCCUAUAAGUGGGAGAUAACAUUUUUUAUAGGAAGGUUCAAAUGCACAUAAUAACAGUAAAAAAAAGAGAUAUCUCUUGUAAAUAACACUGCGUGUACACACCCACCUCCCGAAAGGGGAUGCCAUUAAUGGAACUACAUGCAUUGCCUAGCAAUACUUUUAACAUUGGUUUUCUUUAAUGUACAAAAACCUUUUCACCAUUACCACCCCACUCCUACCCAAUUUUCUUGCACUGAUUACCCUAUACAGUAGUUUGAACAACGUUUUAUAUAUACAUGUCUAUAUCAUUCCCAAUUCUAAGUUGCUGUUUUUUAAAUUUCAAAACCGAUUUUGCCUGAAGCAAGGGAGACUACCUAUUCCAACCACUCAAAUUCUAUUCUGGGAGUGAUACUCUGAAAUCUUUUAAUCAAAAUAAUACAAGAAAAGCUCAGUUUUAGUUAGAGCAAAAUUGUUGCAGGAAAGAUAUUUUACAAUAAAUUUUUUUCUAAAAUCA
This is a messenger RNA of Pomacea canaliculata, 2089 nucleotides long. RefSeq lists its product as uncharacterized. The record is from RefSeq and is a predicted model, not a curated record. Lineage: Eukaryota; Metazoa; Mollusca; Gastropoda; Architaenioglossa; Ampullariidae. The transcript has 7 exons. The coding region runs from base 237 to 1019 and encodes 260 amino acids.